Anoplophora glabripennis (Asian longhorned beetle) is the source of this 2623-nucleotide messenger RNA. Its product is annotated as MATH and LRR domain-containing protein PFE0570w-like. Gene Ontology annotation, cellular component: nucleus. NCBI's taxonomy places the organism in Eukaryota, Metazoa, Arthropoda, Insecta, Coleoptera, Cerambycidae. The transcript has 8 exons. The coding region runs from base 42 to 2594 and encodes 850 amino acids. The record is from RefSeq and is a predicted model, not a curated record.
UUGUCUAGUCUCCCUGUGCGGUGUGUUCAUUCUUCACUAGGAUGGAGGAAGAAUCUUUUCAGCUAUUGAGUUCCAUGUCUCCAAACGUAAAGCACUGCCAGAAACAUUUUAGAAAAGGCACAACGGUGUUAGCAUUAAGAAAAUCUCUACAAAAAUCAUCCAUUUAUGACAAGUCCAUACAUACAGGAAAGAAUGACAAAUUAGUUCUAACUGAAACCGGUAGCACUUGUACUUCGAAGUCAACCGAAUCAUGUGAAAAGUUGUUAAAUACAACUCCUAUUAGUAUACAUGACAGUGAUAGCGAAAACGAGUUCAAAUUUAAUUCAAACAAAAGUAAACCACCAGAAUUAGUGACACGAAAAAAAAAAUCUUCCACAGUUAAAAAAAAUUUGUUACUUUCACAAGAUAAAUUUCAAAAAAUUAAACACUGGGUUGACAAUGUAAAUAUUCAAUGUGAACUGAAGGAUACUAGUAUUAUCAGUGCUUAUAGUGAAUUAUCAACAAUUUAUGGCGAAGAUAAUGGUGGAAAUUUUAUUACGGAAAGAACUGGCCGUGCAGUUAACUCCACUAGUAUUGAUUCCACAUCUGUGCAUUUUGAUGAAUUAUUUAAGCAGAAGAUUGAUUACAUAGCUUUGUCACCAAAAGAUUUCAUAAAUAUUGAUAAACCACCUGCUGUAAAUGAAUCAUUUAUCAAACAACAUACAAGCUUAACGAAAAACAUCCAGAGAAAUGAAAUGAGUGCUGUAAGAAAUGAUUUUAUUUCAAAUUUUGAUAAAUCUGUUACUUCUUCGUAUAGUAAAGGAACGAAUCAUAAAAAAAGUUUGAUGACCAAUGUAUGUAAUAUAAAUAAUACAAACAAUAACCAUAUUCAAACAGAAAUUAGUGAAUGUGACGAAGAUAUAAAUGAUUCUGAUAAUUCUUUUUCUUUAAUUGAAAGUUUGAAUACAAGGCUGCUUAAAGGCAAAAAUCAAAAUAUCAGCGCAGGCAAAAGCCAGGUUCCAUAUAAUUCAAGUGGAGGCAAAUGUUCAAACAAUAAGUUAGACUGCAGCACUGAGAGUAAUGAUGCAAACCAGGAAGAAAUAGUAUCAAUGUUAGAUGAUCUUUAUGGUAAUAAGUGGAGAGAAAAGGAAGAAUAUGUAUUACUUAAAACUCCUAAAACGGAACCUAAAAAGCGAGUGCUCAAGCCGAAUAAUCUUUGCAUUACAAAUUCUGAACGGAAACCGAAACUGUCUGUUUUAUAUAAAAAUCCAUAUCUAGAGACUGAAAAAUCGAAAUCCAAUAAUUUAUUAAGAACUCUUCAAAAGUCCAGAUUAAAAUUUACGGAAUCUCCAGCAAUAAAGCGAUUAAAAGAUUUAUGUGAUUCAGAUACAGAUUCCAAUUCUGAUGUUCGCAUUAAAUUAAGAGCUAAACUAAAUUUCGAUGAUUCUGAUGGCGAGGAAGACACCACAUCAAAAUACUUUAGAAAUACUGUGGAAUUAAAUAAGAAAACUGUGUCUGAAACUGAAUGUGAAUCUGACAAAGAAAAUUUGGAUAACUUCUCAUUUAUUGGACAAUCCCUAGAAGAGAGGUUGCAAAGUAAAAUUAAUCGAAUAAAAGAUAUAUCUGGAGGAAAGAGGAAAGAAAAAAACGAAAAUUCAAAUGACAAAAUACCUUUAUUGAAAAGGUGUGAUACUAAUUCUAAAAAAACAGAUAGAAAAAUAGAUAACUCUAGCAAAAAAGAAGAAAAAAAGACUGAUAACAGAAAAUUGUCUAGUGAUAGUAGUUCUAGCGAUGAUACCUGGGAAGAAGAAGUUAGUAAAAUUGUCCGUAAGAGUGAACCUGUCAAUGGAAAAUACAGUUUUCUAGCUUCUCUAUCAGCAAAUAUACCAAUCCUUCAGUGUGACAUGUCAGCACGAAUCUACAGAAAUAAUUUUAAAUUGUACAAGGAGCAGUUGCUUACAAAAUUAUUUACGCUGUACAAUGAAAAGAUUUUUGAAAAUGCUAUUCCCCAGGAUACAGUUCUAGAGUGGAACGAUCGAAUGAGGGGUACUGCUGGAUUUUGCUAUUGUAAGAAAAUAACUAGGAGGACGGGGACUGUUGAGAGAGCAGUCAGAAUUGUGUUGUCCACCAAAGUUAUAGACGCAGCUUAUAGGCUGAGAGAUACUUUGAUUCAUGAAAUGUGCCAUGCUGCUACUUGGCUAGUUAAUUGUGUUUCAGAUGGACAUGGUCGUUACUGGAAAUCAUGGGCAUGCAAGGCUAUGAAAACAUUUCCUGAAUUACCUCCAAUAAAGACAUGUCAUGAUUAUGUAAUAAAUACCAAAUAUACAUAUAAGUGUACAGGUUGCGGAUACAGUAUUGGUCGGCACUCGAAAUCUUUGGACAUAGAAAGAAAAAGGUGCGGGUAUUGCUUGGGAAAAUUUGAAAUUUUACUAAACAAAGUUAGUAAGAAAGGUGAAACCAAGUCAGUACCUGCCACACCAAAAAAGGAAGCAACAGGUUUUGCUUUAUUUGUAAAAGAAAAUUAUGGUGUUUACAAGCAAACAAAUCUUAAACAUGGAGAGGUUAUGAAAUUACUGGGACAGAAAUUUCAGGAGAUGAAAUUGAAAACAAAUUAAAACUUUCUACUUUACUGUAGAAUUGUAAU